CCUGAGUGCUGACACUUGUUGUGAUAAAUCGCUCAAAUGACUCAGCUGGUCUAUAUCUUUGGGAAGCUGACCAUGGCUAUGUUAAUGGGACUGUUCAUGCUCAAUAUGUUGGGCACAUCCCCAUUUGCAGAUGCCCAGUCUCCGGUAGAUUGCUGUCUUUUAUACUCAAAGAAACCUUUACCCCCGAAACUAAUUGUAGGUUAUGUGAGGCAGUUUGCAAAUGAACUCUGCGAUAUCAAUGCAGUCAUAUUUUACACAAGGAGAGGCCGAAGAAUUUGUGGAAAUCCAGAAGAUGGCUGGGUGAAGAACGUUAUCAAUGUUUUUCUGAAGAAAGAAAUGAGACAGCAGUGAAAGGAUCAGCUACCUUAAUCCCAUGGGCAUCAGGCAAUGUCACGUUUUUACAAUGAUGGAAUUUUUAAAAAAAUUUUUGCUCACUUAUAUGUUAUAAUCUACACACAUCAUCAAUAUCUCAAAAAGCAUUCAGCUAUUAAGCUAUUAAGUUCUUCAAAAUUAAAUUUAUAUUUCUACAUAUGUUGACAGGUGAAUUGUAACUCAUUUUGAAUGUUUUUGUAAAUUAUGAAUAUGCAAAACCAAAUGUAUUACACAGGUCAAUAAACAAUGCUUCCAAAACAAUAUUUUUGAUCUCAGCUCAAUAGUUAUCUAUUCACGUAUAGGGUACAGCUGUUACUUAAUUGAGGUUGAACUGUCAUAAUCAUUGCACCAAAUGGCUAAAGAUCAGGCCUUGCUGUCAUGAAGAGAUAAUAAUGUCUACAAUGUUAUUGGAAAUUAUUUUUAAAGUAGAAUU
Carcharodon carcharias (great white shark) is the source of this 805-nucleotide messenger RNA. RefSeq names its product C-C motif chemokine 20-like. The transcript is spliced from 4 exons. Gene Ontology annotation, cellular component: extracellular region. Lineage: Eukaryota; Metazoa; Chordata; Chondrichthyes; Lamniformes; Lamnidae. The coding region runs from base 37 to 351 and encodes 104 amino acids. Gene Ontology annotation, biological process: chemokine-mediated signaling pathway; lymphocyte chemotaxis; immune response. The record is from RefSeq and is a predicted model, not a curated record. Gene Ontology annotation, molecular function: CCR chemokine receptor binding; chemokine activity.